AGGCUCGAGCAACUCGAGCGGCCCCUUUUUCCAACGCGCGCGGUCGCGGUAGCAACUUCGAUGCCCACGGCGAACGUCGUGGGUUUUUCGACGUGAUGGAACUGUUAGACUCGUGAGCCUGAGAGCUGAAGAGCCGAGCCGGACACUUCGAUGAAGCCACUGCCGCAGCCGCACGGCUUUCCGCUGCCGAAGUCCAGUGGCAUUCUUUUUCCUGCGCCCGGCGUUGUCAACGGCUACGGCACUCCCCACCCGCUCGGGGUGAACGCUGUGAACGCCUGGCCGAACCCAUGGAGAGCGAUGCCGAAUCCACGGGCUCCGGGUCCGCCACCGUCAGCCGCUCUCAGCUGUCCACACUGUGGGAAUGUGUAUGCCGGCGACUCCCGCUUCUGCCGAAAGUGUGGGAAACCCCGUGCGAUGGGAGCGGCAAAGCUGGGACUGGUGCCCGGGCAGAUUGCGCUGGCACCACCGCAGACUGGUCUUCGACUGUCCAAGUCCACUGGGCACUUGCAAAAGGAGAUGACUCAACAUGUGGUCUCGCGCCAAGCCUCUGGGGCCGGGGUGGUCACCCGCCAAGCGUCCGGUCCGACAACGGCAUGUUGCGUACAGCGACCAAUGCCCUUGGUGCGCGAGGUGGUUGAGCUGGCCACUUCGGCUGCAGCUCCCUCCGUGGUCACCUCGCCACUGGCGGAACGGCGGCGGUCCUCGGUGGUGCUGAGAGAAAAGCCUGAGAUCCAGGAGGUAGAGAAGGUGGUCGAGGUGCCGACCAUCGCCUUGACUGAGAACCUGGUGGAGGUUCCUGUCUCCUUGGUUCACGAGAAGGUGGUGGAAGUGCCAGAGGUGCAAGUGCUUGAAAUCAUGAAGCAAGUUCCAAAAGUGGAAUAUCAGGAGAGAGUGGUGCAGGUGGAGAAAGUGGAAGUGGAAGGAAAAUACCAAGAAGUUCAUGUCCCUCAGGUGAUGCAUCAGGAGUGUUUGGUGGAAAAGCCUCAGCUCCAAGCGAUCGACCUGCUGCGUGAGGUUCCCAAAGUGCAAGUGAAGCGUACAGCCAAGCACUUCGCCAAGCCGAUGGUGCAGUGGAAAGAGAGCAUCCGCGAGGUGCCAGCGACCACGGUGAGGGAGCAACUGCAAGAGGUGCCACUGAAGAACCUCGUGGAGGUGGUGAAAGAGGUUCCAAGGCCAGAGCUCCAACGGAUUGAGCGCACGGUCGAGGUACCCACGAUCCAAUUACAGGAGCGUCUGGUGGAGGUUCCUGCGGUGGACAUCUGCGAAGAACCUAAAGAAGUGCUGAAAGUGGAGUUACGUGAAGUGGUGCGACAGGUGCCAAAAGUGGAGGUGAAGUAUGUGGAGAAGAAGGUCCCAAAACAAGUGAUUCAGUACGUGGAAAGAACCGUGGAAGUGCCACAGGUGAUCUACGAGGAAGUCAUCGUGGAAGUCCCUGAAGUCGAAGUGAAGGAACUGGUGAGGCAAGUGCCGGUGCCCGUGGUGCAGUACAUCGAGAAGCCGAUCCCCAAGCGAAGCCUUCGUGCGGUGGAGAAGGUGGUGCACGUGCCGCAGGUUUUGCAUGAGGAGCAGGUUGUGGAGGUGCCACAAGCCAUGGGAGUCGAGGUUUGUGUCCAGGUGCCCAAGGCGCACUACACAGAGGUGCCCAAGGAGUUCCCGAAGGUCGUCUUGGAGCCGCGAGAAGUGGCCGUCGAGGUGCCGGUGCUCGUUCGUGAGGAGCGCCCCGUGGAGGUGCCUCAAGUGCAAGCUGUGCAAUUGGUCCGACAGCGGCUCUGCCCAACCUCGCAGACGGUGGAUAAGCCCGUUCCCUUCAUCCAGACGCAAGUGAAGGAAAAGCAGGUCCAGGUGCCAGUGCUUCUGCAAGAGGAGGCCAUCACUGAAGUUCCACAGCAGCUCAAUCCCAGUUGGCUUGGCAUUCAGAGGUUUGGUCAUGAGCUUAACACACUUGCUGGAAGACUUCAACCAGGUGCGAUUCUAUAGUUGUUCAAAUGGCUUGGUCGAAAUGGACAUGUUCUUUUGCUUCGCAGACCUCACAUCCUCAAUUGAACAGCCGGUGGGUCAAACAUGGUCAAAACAUGGCCCCAGUUGGGCGUUCCUUCAGGCCCAAGGGGCGAUUGUAGUGGAAAGAGUUUAGAUGGCCCAUGCACUAAAUAACUAUUCCAAGGGCCCCCAUGGGUUCCUGGAAUAAUUUUUGCAGAAUAAUUUUGGCGAAAUAAUUUUAAGGGGGAGCGGGGUGGAGGGGCCCUUCAACGUUGUCGUGAAUAAUUUUCCAGGCAGAUCACAUGGCUUGUUCAAAUUCAUUUGUGUUCCUGAACAGCGAAAAUGAACCAUGGAUAGAAUCCAGUAGCAAAAAG
Durusdinium trenchii is the source of this 2351-nucleotide messenger RNA. NCBI's taxonomy places the organism in Eukaryota, Dinophyceae, Suessiales, Symbiodiniaceae. The record is from the annotation of a GenBank genome assembly.